AAGAAGGCCGCGCGCUCCUCGCCGCCGCCCGCGCGCCGCGGAACUCUCGCGAGAGCGGCGGAGAGGCGGGGCCAGGCGGCCCAGGGCGAGAGGACACGGGCAAGAUGGCGGCGGCUGCGGCGACCCUGCGGCACCUGGCGCUGGGCGCCCGCCUCGCCCCGCACAGCAGCGGCGCCCGGGCCCGGCUCCAGCGGCUCCAGCAGCGCAGGGGCCUCCGCCUGUCCGCGCCCGCCGCCAUACAGGUGACGGUGCGGGACGCGCUGAACCAGGCGCUGGAUGAGGAGCUGGAGCGGGACGAGCGUGUCUUCCUGCUGGGCGAGGAGGUGGCACAGUACGAUGGCGCCUACAAGAUCUCCAGAGGUCUCUGGAAGAAGUACGGGGACAAAAGGGUGAUCGACACCCCGAUAUCCGAGAUGGGCUUUACAGGAAUCGCUGUCGGUGCUGCUAUGGCAGGGUUGAGACCAGUGUGUGAAUUCAUGACGUUCAACUUCUCGAUGCAAGCGAUCGAUCAGGUGAUCAACUCUGCCGCCAAGACCUGUUACAUGUCUGCCGGCUCCAUCCCCGUGCCCAUCGUGUUCCGCGGCCCCAACGGCGCCUCGGCGGGCGUGGCCGCCCAGCACUCGCAGUGCUUCGCUGCCUGGUACGGCCACUGCCCCGGCCUCAAGGUCGUCAGCCCCUGGAGCUCCGAGGAUGCCAAAGGGCUGCUGAAAGCAUCCAUCCGGGAUGAUAAUCCAGUUGUGGUGCUGGAAAGUGAAUUACUCUACGGUGUUCCCUUUGAAAUGUCUGAACAGGCACAGUCAAAGGAAUUUGUUAUUCCCAUUGGGAAAGCAAAAAUAGAAAAGCAAGGAACUCAUGUUACAUUAGUGGCACACUCAAGACCUGUUGGCCAUUGUUUGGAAGCAGCUGCUGUACUUUCUAAAGAAGGUGUAGAGUGUGAGGUCAUAAACCUGCGAACCAUUCGACCGAUGGACAUGGAGACGGUGGAAGCCAGCGUGGCCAAGACAAACCAUCUGGUCACUGUAGAAGGAGGUUGGCCCCAGUUUGGAGUAGGAGCUGAAAUCUGUGCCAGGAUCAUGGAAGGACCUGCCUUUAACUACCUGGAUGCUCCAGCUGUGCGUGUCACUGGUGCUGAUGUCCCCAUGCCUUAUGCAAAAAUCUUAGAGGAUAACAGCAUACCUCAAGUGAAGGAUAUAGUAUUUGCAGUGAAAAAAACUUUGAAUAUAUAAGUUGUAAAUAGAUGUUUUAAAAUCCUAAUCUACAAGGCAUUCUUGGUGUUGGGCAUGUUGUAUGCAUAAUUUCCGUUGUAUAAGCUCCAUAAUCUUUUGUACAGUGGGGAAAGUAUAGUGACCUCCCAAAAUAUUUAUAUGGGGUUACCCCCCCAAGCCACACUUUCUGUCUGCAACCAUGUGGUUAUGCUUGUUUGUUCAACAGUACAGCUGGGUCAGUGCUGCUGUUUGUGGAGAAACCCUGUUGUAAACUCAGCAUGAGGGAAAAAUCCUCUGGUUUUGCUUGGCUUGUAAGUACCAGAGGAGCUGUGUUGAACCUGCUGCAGCAGUGAUUGAGUGCAGAGCUGCAGAGAGCAGGAGCAGGCCUUGAAUGCUGUACAGCUGCAGGAGCCUGUGGUUGCAAGGCUCAUUAAAGAGCAAUGAUCAGGCUGAUCACUGAAGCCCAGCCCUCAGUGCAGCAGUUCACUGCAGCUCUGAGCAGAGGCUGUGGCAGCCUGGGGCUGGGUUAAGAGAUGGUGCUGUGUCUGCUUUGAAGAGCACUCUGCACAUGCAGAAAGGCUUCUGUACAAGAGCUCAAAUAAAGAUCCUGAACCUUUCCACUAUGUGAUGGGAAACAAUACCUAAUUUUUCCUUACUAGCUGCCACAUGAGAGUGAUUAAAAAAAUGCCCAGAUGCUUUGCUUUUACUAUUCAAGUUUUUUGUGGUUUCUUUUUUUUUUUAACUCCUCACCUGGGCUGACAACAGCACACCCUUACUAUAGGUCUUGCAGUGCAAAAUGAGUUAUUCAGCUGCACUGAGCCUAAGCAGCAGGUGUGUGCAGUGUGUAUGAAGAGCUGGGACACAUUCAGAGCAGCCUUUGGAGAUGCCAGGGAGCUCUGCCAGGCUUCUCUCAGCAGCUCCUGGUCCAGAGGGAAAGCUGCUUGGAGGGGUCUGUGCAGCAGGGGCUGCUCUGCCCCUCGGGUAAAUGGGGGGAGACGAUCUUCUGUAAGCAGGCAGAAGAGCUUGGGUCUUGUUUCUGCAGAGCCAGGAAUACUCCCCAGGGUAUUUCCUUUAGCAGAGGUGCUGCUCAGUUCUUGGGAGGUCUGGCUUGGAGGUUGAAUCCCACUGGAACAUACCCACCACACGCUGCUGAAGGAAUUCCAUUAACAUUUUAAUAAAAAUGAAUAUCACAGGUUACAUGAAACUUUGUACAGACAAUCUCUGCAUAGUAACAAACACUGAUGUACUUGAAUUUUAAAAAAUGGAUUAUCUAUAAUCCUUUAAAGUGCAAUUUGUUUAAGGUUUUAAAUCAAAAAGGAUCUUGCAAUAAAGUUUAAAUGAUAGAAUUAA
This is a messenger RNA of Camarhynchus parvulus, 2555 nucleotides long. It is a transcript of the gene PDHB, whose product is annotated as pyruvate dehydrogenase E1 beta subunit. Lineage: Eukaryota; Metazoa; Chordata; Aves; Passeriformes; Thraupidae. Gene Ontology annotation, molecular function: pyruvate dehydrogenase (acetyl-transferring) activity. The record is from RefSeq and is a predicted model, not a curated record. Gene Ontology annotation, biological process: pyruvate decarboxylation to acetyl-CoA. The coding region runs from base 105 to 1226 and encodes 373 amino acids. The transcript has 9 exons.